AAUAUAAACUAAUUAAAGAAAUAAUUGUGCUUAUUUAAUUUUAAAGGUUUACUUUUUAAUUAUAUAUUAUAAAAUUAUAGAAUAAUAUAUUAUAGUUUUUUGUUGAUUUGUAGUUAGACUAAGUUUAAUAGGGUUCAAGAAUGUUUUGGGUUGGAGUCAAUAUAACAUAUUUGAUGAUAAUUAAACAAGUUUCCUAUAAAAAAAUUCAGUUUUAAAUUAUAAAAAUAACAACACCGCCUGGCGAUGAGUUCGGCGAUCUAGGGUUUCAAUGAUUUCUCGAAGAUGGGAUCCGAGUAUUAUCGUAGAAGAUUGGUUUGGUACGGAUGUUCAAGGCUACACUCCAGAUGGAUGGAAAUGGGGUUUUAUUUUGGAUCAAUUGGGGAUUGAUUUGGGUAUCAAUAAGGAGAUUUUGGGGAGAUUAAGGAAACUCAAGAUCUGGUUUGAAUGGAGUCUGAUUCCGAUCAUCAUCAAGACGGAAUCGCGGUUUUAUGAAGUCAGUUGUUGUGCCACGGCGAGGACAUGAAGAAUGGUGAAGGUACCCGUAAGAGACUGAAGAUCUCGGUGGCGCAUUUCGACAAUUCUUCGUUAAUCAAGACCUACUCCAAAACCCUUAUUGGAAGGUGUAUGAAUCCGGAGGAGCAGGAGAUGAAGGCGCUGUUCACAAAUCUUCCAAAGAUUUGGAAAAUGGAGGAAAAGGUUAUUGGAAUUGAUUUGGGAUUUGGCAGGUUCCAGUUUGACUUCAAGACGGAGGAGGAUCUUCAAGCGGUGCUGAAGCAGCAGCCUUUCCACUUCGACUAUUGGAUGCUUUCCUUGGCGAGAUGGCAACCAAAGCAGUCCAAAUCAUUCCCAUCAGAGAUAAUGUUCUGGAUCAGAAUCAUUGGGGUCCAGCUAGAGUUUAGAACGGUGCCUACGUUUGAAAGUAUUGGAGAUGCUCUGGGAAGAACGGUUGCAGUGGAUCUGAUUCAUAAUCGUAUACAGGUGGUGAUUGAUGCUUUCAAGGAGCUAUGUUUCGAAACUACUGUGGAUUUCAAAGGAGGGGAGUUUUAUGAUGGUGAAGAAGUGGCGAUAUCAUUGUGCUACGAAAAGCUCUUUGGUUACUGCAAGUUAUGCGCUAGUCUCUGCCACAAGGAGGAGCUAUGUCCACUCGAGUUGAAGAAUUCAAAGACGAGUCCAGAGAGAAAGUGGGAGAUCAGAGAGGGAAAUGGAGGAUGGUCUGAUGGGGUAAAGCACGAUGAUCGAGCUAGGAUUUACUAAGGCAAGGGUAAAGGCAAGAUGUUUGAAGCACCAGAUUCUAAAUGGGUUAAGGUGGCUGAGAGAGGACAUAGGAGACCCUCAAAUCAUCUUGGAUACUACAAAGGAGAGAGCGAGGGCUCACGGUACAAAUCUGAAUGUAGAGAAGAUGGGAGAAAUGGUGUUCCAGAAGCGGGAACUGGUGCUCAAGAAGCAUAUAUUAGACCUUCCUCAGGACAGCCUAGAGCAGAUCAAGUUCAGAAGAUUCCACCUGAGGAAGCGCGAGAAGAAGGAGAGAUCAAGAACACUGGAGAGGAUGAUACGUUGUUACCUUCUCUAGAGUUCCAAUUGGAGCUGGCCAAGACGCAUGCAGGGGGCACAGAGGUAAUUGUGGAGUCUACUGAUGAGGAUAAGGGGCUACAGUUGGUUUGAGGAUUGGUAGAACAACAUGACGAUCAAGAAGAUGAUUUUGAAAUGGAGAUGGACGCUAUUAAUGAUACUUUAUCGGAGUGUGGUGUUGAUAUGGAGGCAGAAGAGGAGUUUCAGACUCUCUCGGAGGAGGAAGUUGAGCAAGCUGAGCACACUUCCCGGGCUCAGGAGGAGCAAGUUCGUACACAAGGGGAAGAAGAGGUGGUGCCUGGAGAAGCUGACAUCGAGAAAGGAACAUGGGCAGGGGAUCUGGCAUUGAAGCAAGGAAGCCGUAAGAGGCUUUUUAAGCCUUCCAUCAAUACGGCAGGAAGUACCAAGAUGAGGAUGGCUAGUGCGCAUGUCUCCCCACGAAGAAAGGCUGCAGCCAAGGUGGGACCUCGCCAUGGAGAAGGCAGUAAACCGCCGGAGAGUAAGGGUCCUUCAAACCCGAAACCAGCAAACCUAAAAUUUUAAGGCUGUGGAUCAAGUCUUAUCCACAGUAAGAUUAAGCAAGAAGGAAUUGGCUUUUUUUGGGGGGGGGGGGGGGGGGGGUUUCAAUUAUUAUAAUAAGAUUUAUGAGUAUUGAUGUUUUCAUUAGUUCUAAGGGUAGAAGGGAAGUAGUUAUUGCUUUGUCUCCUUGGUUUACUUUCAUUCUUUGGAAUAAUAAUGAUUUUUGGUUUCACGAUGCUCUGGUUUGGUAAUGGCCAUCGUUUUCUUCGGUGAUGGAUCUUUAAUUUUGGAAAUGAAGUAUGGACAUGCUGGGGGAGUUAUAUAUAUAUAUGAAUGUCUUUUAUAUCAUUAUGGUAUCGAUGGUAUGUGAACAAUGGAGGGGAGAGAUAUAUGUAAACAAAACUGGAAUCUUGGCUCAGUAUUGGAAUGUGUGUAGACUCUUUUAUCUUAAUUGGCAGGAGGGGAAAAGCUUUGAGAAUCUGUGGUUGAGGCUUUUUAGGAUACGAAGAGGGGUCGUGGGAAGAUCAUUAUGGAGUUUAGAGAACGUACAUGAGGUUCAUCACAUAGAAGUCAUAUGGCGAUCAUUACAUCAAGAAAAGUGUUCAAUGUAAUGUCUGAUAUGAACUAUGGGUUAGAUUUUUCAGAUUUUCAGGUGUUAUCAGACUAUAAGAGUGUCCAUAUUCUUUUUUUCUUUUGUAUUAUUAUUUUGUGGAGUGUAAGGAUAAUUAGGAAAAAUUUUGGUACUGUAGUCGUAGGCUUCGAUGUCAACACUCAUGCUGAAGAGUGGUAUGUUAAUAUGUUGGAAUCACGUGCUUUAUUAGGCAAAUGGUCACACUUAGAAGAGUUUUACAUUGGCACUUAUAUGAAAUCUAUGGUGAAGUACAGGCUUGAGGAAAUAUGGAGAAAUUAUAAUCACACUCGCUGGAAUGGAUUAUUUGUUAUAAUUAAUUCGGAGUUUAUAAGAAGUUAUUUUUGUACGGUAUUACACUAUGAUUGGCCUAGUGUAAUCUUAUUGGCAACACGUUUUUUUGUUGGUCUCCUUUGGGGGGUUUUGGAGUUUAUUGUUACUAGAAUACAUCUUAAACUUGGCUUUGGUAAAUAAAAGUACGAUCAUUUUGGUUUCGAUUCGCGACUGGCGGCUGCUUGGAAAAAUUUGGUACAAUGGUUAUCAUCAGGAUACUGAAUUACGACGGCAUGUGUUUGUUUUACAUAGGUUUGGUGAGUAUUUGAAUGCAAUUGUGAUUGGUGGCUAUGGGACUUUUAGGUUAAAACAUUAUCGGGUAUCAUUAAACAUGUACCUUAUGGUUCGAAGGAGCAAUACAAAUAUUGUUAUAUAUGAAAAUAUUAAGCUGGAAUUGUAGAGGAUUCGGAAGUCAUUGGACCAUAAGUUAUCUUCAGGAGAUAUGAUACAAACAUAAACCAGAAUUUUUAUUUUUAUCUGAAACGAAACAUGAUUUCGAAUUCGUACAAAGGUUUCAAUCACACUUUGGCUAUGAUAGUCUGGUUACUGUGGAACCAAAUGGGAGGAGCGGUGGUUUAACUCUCUUUUAUAACAAUGAGUACCAAGCUAAAAUUUUAUAUUCUAGCAAAAGGAUGAUAGAUAUUGAGGCGGUGGCCAAAGGAAAACAAGUUUUUCUUACUCUUGUCUACGGAGAACCGGUACAAAAGUUAAGAGAACAUGUCUGGGAAAGACUAACUCGGUAUGGAUUUUCACGAUCUGAACCUUGGUUUAUUAUUGGAGAUCUAAAUGAGAUCACUGGAAAUCAUGAAAAGGAUGGGGGAUCCCUAAAAUGUGCAACUUCCUUCAUUCCUUUUAACAACAUGAUAAGGAAUAGUGGACUACUAGGAUUUCCGGCUCGAGGUAAUAAAUUUUCAUGGCAAGGAAGGAGAGGCAAAGGAAAAGGAGCAGUGACGGUCAAAUGAGGAAUGGCAUACGCUUUUCCCAUGCUCCUACACAGAAUACUUGAGGUUGGUGGGUUCUGAUCAUCGUCCCGUGGUCGCUUUUUUGAGGAUAACUUAUCAAGGAAAAAAAGGGGACAGUUCAGGUUUGAUAAGAGAUGGAUCGGACAGGAGGGUUGUAGCAUCCCCGAUCCUAGAUAGGAUUGUUGGGACAAGCCAUGGUGCGAGGAGACGCACCAGUCAGGUAAUCAGACCUAAGGACAAGCGUAUCAUGGCUCAAUGAUAAGGUUAAGGGCAUCAGUAAGCUGAGACUUAACCAAGAUGAAGUAAAGAGAAGCUUAAGAGAGCUAGGCGAGUAAUCCGGCAGCUAGGCGAGGUCUGGAUCAAGCUCAAC
This is a messenger RNA of Brassica napus (rape), 4381 nucleotides long. RefSeq lists its product as uncharacterized. The transcript is spliced from 2 exons. The record is from RefSeq and is a predicted model, not a curated record. Lineage: Eukaryota; Viridiplantae; Streptophyta; Magnoliopsida; Brassicales; Brassicaceae. The coding region runs from base 520 to 1254 and encodes 244 amino acids.